This is a messenger RNA of Silurus meridionalis, 1814 nucleotides long. It is a transcript of the gene dnase2, whose product is annotated as deoxyribonuclease II, lysosomal. Bases 163 to 1287 code for a protein of 374 amino acids. Gene Ontology annotation, biological process: apoptotic DNA fragmentation. The record is from RefSeq and is a predicted model, not a curated record. NCBI's taxonomy places the organism in Eukaryota, Metazoa, Chordata, Actinopteri, Siluriformes, Siluridae. The transcript is spliced from 7 exons. Gene Ontology annotation, molecular function: deoxyribonuclease II activity.
UGCAGAACCUCGUGAUUGCUCAGUACCUGGAUAGAAAAUAAGGAUGUGAAGGUUUUCCGGCGAGUUUCGAAUCAGAAGGACCUGCUGAAGUUUUUCCACGGUUGUAUGGGAAGCUGCUAAUUGUCAGUCUUCUCUCAGUAAGCUUUCAUUUUCUUUUGCAGCAUGUUCGUGUUUUUGCUGCUAUUCUUCCUGCGGCCAGCAGAGAGCGCCACAACCAACACAACUCUGUCCUGCGUUGACGACCAGGGAAACGCAGUUGAUUGGUUCUACAUUUACAAACUGCCGCAUCCUCAUGAGCAGCCGCCGGAGGAAGGUCUGAAGUACCUGCUGCUUCAGGAGCACAGUAAGGCAUGGAUGGAGGGUGGAGGUCUGAUUGGAGACAGUACAGGGGCUUUGGGGCGGAGCCUCGGGCCGAUGUACGAGGAGGGUGAACUGGGCUACAUCUUGUACAACGAUCAGCCCCCGGAGCAGCGAGGUGUGAACGGGGCGAACAGGAGUGGAGGACACACCAAAGGUGUGGUUCUGUUCAACAGCAGACAGGGGUUCUGGUUGGUCCACAGCACUCCUCAUUUCCCACCUCCCAAAACAGUGGGCAAGUUCUCCUACCCCUCUUCUGGCAUCAACAACGGGCAGAACUUCAUCUGCGUCACUUAUCCUCUGGAGCGUUUCAACACCAUCGGUGAGCAGCUGAAAAUAAAUCAGCCACACGUUUAUGACUGUGAGAUUCCUGAGUCUCUGACCGCCUCAGUUCCCAGCAUGGUUGAGCUCUGUAAACAUCAGCACGGAUGGAACAACUUCACUGCCACAGACGGUUCCUUCUCCACACCUAAUCGCAGCGUCUCUCUGCUCUCGCUGGCGGGGACGAAGUUCAUCAGCUUUGCGAAAGGAGCUACCUUUGACAACGACCUGUACCACUCCUGGGUGGCUCCCACGCUGCAGACGGACCUUCUGGUUCAGUUCUGGCGUCGCUCCACGGGCAUCCUCCCGUCUGACUGCUCCCCCAGCUGGAAGGUCCUGAACGUUCACCUGCUUUCUCCAGGGGGCCUGGUCACCUACAAAACCACGGAGGAUCACUCGAAAUGGGCCGCGAGCUUGGGCGGAGGCGGGGCGAGGGGCGGGGCCUGGGUGUGCGUAGGGGACAUUAACAGGAACGAGGCGGAGGAGAAGCGAGGGGGCGGGACCGUGUGUCAGCAGGACGUGGCGGUGUGGAAGGCGUACCGGGCUGCAGCGCUGCAGUGCGACUCGUGCACGGGCGAGGUGGACGAGUGCGAGAGCGCCCCCAUGUAACCCUCCACAUGCGGUGGAGUGCAAAAGUUUGUGCACCUUAUUAAAAAAAAAAAGAUCAUUCUAGCAUUCCGAGUGAUAUUUUAUAAUAAUGUUACAAAUUAUAAUAAUAAGUGGUUAUCUGGAUUAUAACGACUACAGGAAAAAAGCGUGAUGAUAAAUGCUGUACAGAAAAAUGUUUUGUAGGUGUUUUAUAGAUAUUUUAGUAUUAAUAUUGUGUCGUUAAUAUAAUGUGUAAUAGAUUUCAGGCACCAGGAGUUUUAUACAAAUCUUUUUUGUAUUUGUAUUUUUUGACAUAUUUUAAUGUUAUAAUGUGAAUCAUAUUUGCACUUUUCUGAUCAGUGUAGACACUUUAGCUUUGUGACGGUCAUUUCUCAGGGAGCUGGUGCGUUUCAAAUAUUCCUUUUUUUUCUACUUGAAGUUUUGAUAAGGUUUCGUACGUCUUUUUUAUUUUUUUGCUUCAAAUCGAUAUUAUGUUGAGGAGGGUAAAUUUCCAAUAUUAAUAAAAAUAAAAAACUUUAAAGAUGCCA